Notodromas monacha is the source of this 1580-nucleotide messenger RNA. The record is from the annotation of a GenBank genome assembly. Lineage: Eukaryota; Metazoa; Arthropoda; Ostracoda; Podocopida; Cyprididae.
AUGUUUCAUGAAGAAAUUCUGGAUUCGAAAACCGACCAUGAAUUGAGGCAUAUCUUAGCACUGCUGCGUCCCAAGGUGUCACGGAGGAACAUGUCUUUUUUGUGCGGUGGAAUUUCGUCGGAUAAGCAGGUGGAUUAUGCUCUUGGAAUGGCUCGCUUUGGAAUGGUGCCAUUUUUCUCUGCGUGGCAUGAUAAUGUGCCGAGGUCACAUACACUAUUCGAUCAGUUCUUCGGGCAAAACUUGCUGGACGAGGACUUAAUCCCGCGUAAUCGAUUUUUGAACACCCCAGAUUAUGUGUACCUCAGUUUGGUCCCUUCAGCUAGGAGCCAAGUUCAGCCAUCUCGUCUGGACCGUGGUUUGUCGAAAGUGUCCAACGACAAAGACGAGUUCAAGGUGUGCUUGGAUGUUCAGCAAUUCACACCCGAAGAAAUAUCAGUGAAAACGGUCGACAAUUACGUUGUCAUUGAAGGAAAACAUGAAGAGAAAGAGGACGAACAUGGGUACAUCCAGCGCCACUUCGUUCGCAAGUAUCAGCUUCCGGAAGGAGUGAAGGCUGAAGCUGUGACUAGUUCGCUUUCGUCGGAUGGAGUGCUGGCCAUAAGAGCUCCAAAGCCUCUUCCAGUGCAGACCAACAACGAGCGUGUUGUCCCGAUUACUCAAUCUCCUUUCCCAGCCCUGUCAUCGGGCGGUGGUGAUAAUCCUGAGAAGGAUGCUGGGAAGAAUAGCGAAACCAAAAUGGAGUCCUGAAAGGUUCCGUGAUCUGGGUUAUUGCAGCGCGAUGCGAGAAAACUCGAUCAAAUUUUAUGCUGCGAUUAUCUUUCGUUGCUUUAAACGCCACUUUAUGAGCUAGAUGGGUAUCCCUUGCAAUCAUGCAUCUUCGCUUGUUGUUCUGAAGUUGUCUGUGGCACUGGCUUAUAAUACCUGGGCAUAGGAAUAAAAAGAUAAGAUCAAAAUAAACGAUUUUUCUGUUUUCCUUCUUAUUACGGUAAGCUUCAUCCACGUGAGCACUUGUCAUGAGCGAUAUAUUUUCACGAUUCACCUUUCGUGACCAGACUAGGUGAGCAAUCGGAUGCAGAAAUCUGGUGUAAUGUAAUCCUUCAGAAUGCAGUCGUAGAUCGACGUGUUGUGAGGAGAAAUCGUUAUGCAACUAAGGAUUCCCUGUAACUGAAGUCCGGCGUUGAAUGCAUUCGACUCGCUCCAUCUAAUUGAAUUAGUUUGUGAACGCUGUUCUACCCAGUUCGGAAUUUACUGCGGAAUGAAUCAAUGAAAUUGCUCGAGUUUGGUAAAAUUUAAUUCAUGUUGAUACGAUUUCGCCUGGAGAAACUGAUACAAAAUCACCCCGGCGUGAUUUCUCAUGGCGGGUUCUAAAUUAUAUUUCUUGCCUUCAUUUCCAUUCUCGUUAUUCGAGUAUCGAUCCCUCAUGCAUUGUUCGUUGUGAUACUGUAUUUGGAAGUGUGUUACGUGUUAACUUUGGAAGAUAUCGUUCGCUCCAAAAAGUUACCUCACUUGUUGGACACUGCUCGUCUACGCUAUUUAUGAAAACCUUCGUAUAUUCCGAAUAUAGCUUUAUGGUUGACGAA